Molecule: messenger RNA, 1527 nt
Organism: Pyricularia oryzae 70-15
Lineage: Eukaryota; Fungi; Ascomycota; Sordariomycetes; Magnaporthales; Pyriculariaceae
Exons: 2
Coding region: 1-1527 (508 amino acids)
Biological process (GO): regulation of mRNA processing; spliceosomal complex assembly; protein phosphorylation
Molecular function (GO): protein kinase activity; ATP binding
Source: RefSeq, a predicted model, not a curated record
AUGACCGACAAAGACUUGUGGAUGAACCGUCGGUUCAUGGGAGCGCGCCGUUAUGUGGCCCUCAAGGUCUUUUCCGCCCAAUAUAGCAACCUGGACCAGAUCUCAGUCGAGCAGAUUCUUGGUUCGCGGCACGACGACCACAAAGAGAGCCAUCCUGGCAAACGUCACGUCGAGCUGGCACUUGACAGCUUUGAGAUAAAGGGACCAAACGGGCAAACUCACCUGGUCAAAGUCCUCGAGCCUCUCGGCCCCAACCUCGCGACAGUCAUCGAGGAGGCAACAGACCGGCGCGCCGAGCUCAACGACUCCGAAGGCUGGGUCGGCAAGGCAGCGGAGGGCGACGGCUGGUCGAUCCAAUUUGCAAAAAGGGCUUGCUACCAGAUCCUCCUGGGGCUGGAUUAUCUCCAUGCUCGGCAGGUGGCACACCGAGAUGUUCGGCCGGGAAACGUCUGCCUAGGCCUGCGGAUGGAUCUUGCUGAGCUGAGCGAGAACGCUAUUCAACAAGAUGUGUGGCGGGCUGGAGAGCCGGAUCAGGACGAAUCAUCCGGUGAAGAAGGCGACGCCGGAGAUGAUGCAGCCCAGAAAGAGGGGCAGGAAUCAGACUCGGGAUCGGACUCGGAAUCAGAGGACUCGAGGCCCGUCUCGCCAAGAAUCUCAAAGAUGAUGGAACAAGCCAAGCUGUGCAGGCAACUCACCGAGCAACAGUGGGCGGAGUACAGAGCAGACCCGGGCGAUGCAUCAGCCGAGCCUCACACCCCCGCCUGGAACAAGGCCAACUUUGUCAGGUCAGCCGAGUGGAUCGAGCUCCUGCACCGCUCCAACCGCCAGCCGCCCCGGGAUGGCGAGAUCCGCUACACGGUUGCAGGAGCCCCUCUCGCGGACGAGGACGACAGCUCACACAUCUCCCCCGGUGGCGACCCCCCAAGCAAGCCGCCCCCUUUUCGUGUGGUCCUCGUCGACCUGGGGUUCGCGUGCCCGUUCUCCGAGUGCGAGAGCCGGAAGCUGGUCAACGCCCUCGCCUUUGCGCCGCCCGAGGGCCUGCUUCCCGGCAAGGACGGCAACGGCGUGCCGUGCUCGCACCGCGGAGACGUCUUCUCCCUGGGCCUGCUGUUUUGGCAUGUCGUCAUGCUGCGGCAGCUCGCCGAGCCGACGUUCUCGCUCCCCGAUGACGACAAGAGGACGCAGACCAAGAGCCAGCUGCUGCGUGACUUGGCUCAGCGUAUCGGUCCGUUCCCCGCGGAGCUGCGCUCGUCUUGGGCCGACGCGGACCGGUUUGUCGAUGGCGAGGGCAAUGCUAUCGAUAAUCUUGCAGAGGUGCACGGCGAAGAGGUCGAGCCUGGGGACUUUGAAUACGGGGAUAUCUGGUACCAGGGGAGGCAGAGGAAGCCCCUGGACAUGUCGGAUGGUGAACUCGAGGUUUUUGUCGGGCUGGUGCUGUCCAUGCUACGGUGGCAGGCUGAAGAGCGGCCUUCCACGGCUGAGUUGCUGGAGCAUGAAUGGUUCAAAGACCUAUGCGAGCAACAAUGA